AUGAGAGGAGGCGGUCUCUGGCAGCUGAGCCAAAUCCUGACCCGCCGCCUCUCCCAGUCCCAACCCCUCCACCGCAAGCCCUUCGCCGCCGCCGCCGCCGCCGCCGAGACCCAGCUCAAGAAGACGGCCCUGUACGAUUUCCACGUGGAGCAUGGGGCCAAGAUGGUUCCCUUCGCCGGGUGGAGCAUGCCCAUCCAGUACAAGGACUCCAUCAUGGACUCCACGGUUAGCUGCCGCCAGAAUGCCGGCCUCUUUGAUGUCUCUCACAUGUGCGGCCUCAGCCUCACCGGCCGCGACUGCGUGCCCUUUCUCGAGCGCCUUGUCAUCGCCGACGUCGCCGGCCUCCGCGACGGCACCGGCACGCUUACCGUCUUCACCAACGAGCGCGGCGGCGCCAUCGACGACUCCGUCAUCACCAAGGUCAAGGACGAUCACAUCUACCUAGUCGUGAAUGCCGGGUGCAGGGACAAGGAUCUCGCCCACAUCGGGGCCCACAUGGAGGCCUUCAAGGCCAAGGGAGGGCACGUCGGUUGGCACAUCCAUGAUGAGAGGUCCCUGCUCGCCCUCCAGGGUCCCCUGGCUGCACCAGUUCUUCAGUUGGUAACAAAAGAGGAUUUAAGCAAAAUGUAUUUCGGUGAGUUCCAAAUGCUGGACAUCAAUGGAACCCAUUGUUUCCUCACGAGAACUGGGUACACUGGCGAAGAUGGCUUCGAAAUCUCUGUUCCGUCAGAGCAUGCUGUAGAUCUUGCAAAAGCAAUCUUGGAAAAGUCUGAAGGGAAGGUAAAGCUGAUAGGAUUAGGUGCUCGUGACAGUCUCCGUCUUGAAGCUGGCCUUUGUUUGUAUGGUAAUGAUAUGGAGCAACAUGUCACCCCAGUUGAGGCUGGCCUCACAUGGGCAAUCGGGAAGAGAAGAAGAGCAGAAGGUGGCUUCCUGGGUGCAGACGUAAUCUUGAAGCAGCUUGAGGAGGGCCCACCGGUUAGGCGUGUUGGUUUCUUCUCAUCAGGCCCACCACCGAGGAGCCACAGCGAGAUUGUGAGCGGCACCGGGGAGAACAUAGGGGAGGUGACCAGUGGAGGAUUUAGCCCAUGUUUAAAGAAAAAUAUAGCAAUGGGUUAUGUGAAAUCUGGUUUCCACAAGCCUGGGACUGAGGCUAAGAUUGUCAUCCGUGGGAAAUCCUAUGAUGCGGCCGUGACAAAGAUGCCAUUUGUUCCAACCAAGUACUAUAGGCCCACCUAAACUCUGGAAUUUGUUCAAGUUGUCCCCUCUCUUCACAUGUUUCUGACAAGUUAAUGAAUGUGAGUUAACAUUCCUUCUGAAUCACAAUUUAAAUAUGGAAACAGUUUUGCUUCUUGUGUUC
Molecule: messenger RNA, 1357 nt
Organism: Phoenix dactylifera (date palm)
Lineage: Eukaryota; Viridiplantae; Streptophyta; Magnoliopsida; Arecales; Arecaceae
Product: Glycine cleavage T-protein family
Biological process (GO): glycine catabolic process
Cellular component (GO): glycine cleavage complex; mitochondrion
Molecular function (GO): aminomethyltransferase activity; protein binding
Source: RefSeq, a predicted model, not a curated record